Molecule: messenger RNA, 1090 nt
Organism: Callorhinus ursinus (northern fur seal)
Lineage: Eukaryota; Metazoa; Chordata; Mammalia; Carnivora; Otariidae
Source: RefSeq, a predicted model, not a curated record
AUGCGCCGUCUGCUGGGCCGUGUGCGCGCCUGCGCAGGAUCCACCUGCCUCCGACGACAGUUGGUGGGAAGACCCCGCCCACCCAGAGUGCACCUGCGCCACGUCCACCCAAAAGGUGGGAGCCGACCGGCCACCCAGAACCACGCUAAUGGAGUUCCUCCUCCAACCCCUCGUGGGACAGUCGGCAAACUGAGGGCAGGGGAAGCAGAGUCUGGCCUGGGACGCACCAGUUCACUUGGCUGGAGAUGCUCCGAUCCUGCUGUAUCCCGAUGUCCCGAGGACGUGGUCUCAGGACAGCCGACAGUGAGAGCCGUUUCCUUCACUGCAGACCUGGGGUCAGGUCUCACCCCGACCCCUCUGGCCAUUUGCCUGGAGGGACCCAAAGAGCCCCAUGGAAGAAAUUGGGGAGAAGCUGGUCAACAGGAACCUCCCUCUACGGCUGCCCAGUGUGGGGCCCGUGCAGCAGGCAGCCAGUGGGGGUCCUCCGGGAACCCUAGACGACAAAGCAGAGAUGGGCACAGGACCUUGCGUGGGACGCCCUGCCGGCCUCCUCUAGAUGGGGAUCCCUCUGCUCUCAUCGUCGGAAGGAUGACGGGCCUUAGGAUGAAGAAGAGCCCCUGUCUCCAAGGUGGGGGACAUCUGGGGCUUUGGCGGGGCUGGGGGGCUGGGCAGAGCCCUGGCUGCCCCGCGUCUGUCAUGGCUGCUGGAGGGCGGCGGUGUGGGGGCCCCUCCUGCAGGACAGGAGAGAGACAGCCGAGGCUGCGGACCCGGGGCCUAGGGAGCGGAGGGGAGGCUGGGGCCCCCACCUGCCCUGACCCGAUCCAGGGCCACCCGCGCACAUAGGGGCCUCACACUGGGUCCCCCACGUGGGGGCCUGCACGUGGGGCCUGGACAGGCCGGGCAGCCGUCCCCGAGAAUAGUGUCGGUGAGGAGACCCCAUGGGCCUGCAGGGGGUCAGGCAGCCGUCGGAGCAGGGGCUGGGGGCCGAGGGGCCGUGAGAGCCCAGGCGGGCUGGGCCGAGGGACACUGCCCGUUCCCUCCUCCCUCACGGACUGCUGCAGCUCCUCUGUGGUGCCCCAGGGCCGGGACA